Messenger RNA from Dendronephthya gigantea, 1451 nucleotides. RefSeq names its product dopamine receptor 2-like. NCBI's taxonomy places the organism in Eukaryota, Metazoa, Cnidaria, Anthozoa, Malacalcyonacea, Nephtheidae. Gene Ontology annotation, cellular component: membrane; dendrite. Bases 246 to 1301 code for a protein of 351 amino acids. Gene Ontology annotation, molecular function: neurotransmitter receptor activity; G protein-coupled serotonin receptor activity. The record is from RefSeq and is a predicted model, not a curated record. Gene Ontology annotation, biological process: chemical synaptic transmission; G protein-coupled receptor signaling pathway, coupled to cyclic nucleotide second messenger. The transcript is spliced from 2 exons.
UCUGAGUGACCUGACUUGAGUGUGUCUUGGCUGAACUUGUGAGUCCAUUGCAGAUCACUACUUUGCUGUAUCAUCAAUUGAGGCAGAGGAAAUUCUGCGAAUUUUUUUCCCUUUAUCAUUCCUUAAAGCACAAUUUAAACAAGAGUCUAGUGUGACAUAUUAUCGAAAGAUCUAGUGGAGCGUCGUCCAAUAAAGGCCAAGUAAGCGACAGAGGGAAUAAGACUUUGGCUACAAUAGCAAUAUCAAUGGCAACGGAUAAUCAAACGUUGGUAAACUCAAGUUCUGGGAUUCCACCACGGGAGGGCGUGACAACAGCAGUUGAAUUCACGAGUGAUCGUAUCUUAACCAUUCUCACGUUGAGCCUCUUCAUUCCCUGUAUCAUAGCUGGAAAUAGCUUGGUCAUUGCCGCCGUUCUUCGAUUUCGUCCACUUCGAACCGUAACCAACGUUUUUGUCACAUCGCUUGCCGUGACCGAUGCUCUCGUGGGCAUGCUAUGCCUGCCUAUUUACAUGGCGUACAUGAUCAAAGGACACGUUUGGUUUCAUUUCAACCAUCCAGAUCUACAACAAGCAUGGAAAGGCAUCGAUCAAAUAACUGGAGUGACAUUGAUUGUGCACCUCAUGGGGAUCAGCAUCGAUCGUUACACCUGCAUCCAUUAUCCAUUCACGUAUCGCAAAAUCAUGUCGUCAAGAAAGAGUGGGAUUAUGAUUGCGUUUGGCUGGGUGUAUGGUAUCCUUUUCUACGCCUUGAGGUUCAUUUCGAGCCUGGAUCCGACAACAAGAACUCUCGUGGUUACCGUCUUGGGAUACCUGGUUCCGUUGUGCGUAACCAUAGCAGCAUACGUCAGCAUAGCACGCGUGGCGGGAAAACAAGUUCGCCGGAUUAAAGGACUUCAGAAUCACAACAAAAGCACUCUUGCAUCUUUCAUCAAGGAAGUGAAGGCCGCGGGAGUUCUAGCUGGUGUAGUGUGCGCGUUCAUCUUGUGUUGGUCCGGGACGUUUAUCAUGAACUUGAAGUUCGCCAUUUGUCGUCGUUGCUCGGGCUGCGACUGCGCAUUACCGACGUUUAAGGUGAUCAACGCAGUAAAGAUGCUACAGUACAGCAGUAGCUUGCUGGACCCGUUAAUAUACGCAUCGUUGAAUAAAGAUUUUCGCAAAGCUAUCAAGAAGAUCGUGUGCGGGCGAUCUCGAAGCAGCGGCCGGUUAAUGAGCGGUACAAGCAGCGUAAACACACGAAGCAUGAGGUUUACCCAGGAUUCUGCCAGUUAUGAAGAAAUGAAGAUGCAGGAAAAAACUAGCUAAUGUUGAAUUUAGUUCCGCUUAAGCCCCAGUAAGAUAGAUAAUAAGUUAUGCACUUGUUAAAUAACUUGAAUUCACUCUUCAUUCUAGAACUAAAUAGAGCAUUUGACGGUAAAACGUAAAGUAUUUAGUCUUGUUCAACUAACGUUUAAA